This is a messenger RNA of Lachancea thermotolerans CBS 6340, 2463 nucleotides long. It is a transcript of the gene GPB1, whose product is annotated as Gpb1p. Bases 1 to 2463 code for a protein of 820 amino acids. The record is from RefSeq and is a predicted model, not a curated record. The transcript has a single exon. Gene Ontology annotation, molecular function: protein binding. NCBI's taxonomy places the organism in Eukaryota, Fungi, Ascomycota, Saccharomycetes, Saccharomycetales, Saccharomycetaceae. Gene Ontology annotation, cellular component: cell cortex of cell tip.
AUGCAAUCGGGAGUGUCCAGUUUUUCUGGAUCAUCCGACAAUAGUCAGCUCUCACUAAAUCUUCAGAAUAACGCUCCAGUCGCAGGAAAUUAUGGCGUUCCUGUCUGGACGAAAGAUCACUACAAAUCUCAGUAUAAGGCCCCGCCUUAUCUCUCUAAUUAUGUCCCGGGAUUGAGGGAUGCAUCAGCUCAGGUUUCUGCUGAAAGGCGAAAACUAGACAACGAAAAAGCCUUAAUAGCCUACUAUUCAUCCAAGAUCCAUGUCUCUCGUCAUGACAGUAUAAUAAGCGGAUGCUCCAAUCCUUCUGUGGGCAGCGAUAACUCAAGAAGGAGUGCGCGUAUGAAGCAUGCUCUCAAAUCCACUCACAAGACUUUCGGCGACCAUGGUUCCCCGCUUAGAUGUGCUCACGAUGAGUCUAAGUACUCCCCCGAGGUCUUCUCGAAAGGCUACCUGAAUUAUUGCUCUAAACUGCCUCUACCGGUAUUAGAAAGCACUAAGCUUUUGAAGAGACACAACAUGUGGAUUCCCAUGACCCGAUGGGAUAUUCGUGAUAAAAAUUCAGAAAGUGAGGGCCCCUCACUGUCGCACCAUGAUGGAAACAAAGAGGAGGAUUCCCGCCUUUUCACUGACGUUAAAAUACACCCUGCAGAUUAUCCUUCGAAUCAAAACACAUUCGUGGGGUCCAUGACGAUCCCACCACUAUUUGGUGAGAUGAAGCUCCCCCCAUUCGCAUACCAGUGCACAGUUGACCUGGACGACAACAUUUAUACAUUAGGGGGGCUGACUUCAUCAUAUCUAUAUUCUGACGAAGCACCAGAUCUUAGUUCCUUCCAUGUUGAUGGAGUUCCGAAUCUUCCACCGCCGCUUCUAGAUAACGUGGUUAACAAUCCCUGUAUGGUUAACAAUCACGACCUGUAUGUUAUAUCUUCGUCAUCCUCCAGGGUUCAAAAGCCUACCACAACGGGCCAGGUUCCACCACCUUUGCUUUGUAUGACAGGCUCGGUUUUGACAAAGCGUCACAUAUUCUACUAUGGCGGUUUUGAGAUCAAGACUGAAACGACAGUGGAUGAACAAACUGGAAAAUUCUUUCUAAAAAAAAGAGCAUACCUACACAAUACGGCCUAUAUUUUAGACGUUGUGACAUUUAAGUUUACCAAAGUUGAACUGGUUGCUCAGCCCACUAAGUUCAAUGCUUACCCGGCAACAGUUCCCAGGUUCGGCCAUGCACAAGUGUCAGUACAGUUGAGCCCGACUACUACUCUAAAAUGCGCGGCAUGUUCCGCAAGCUCCAGUUCUGAAAGCAAAACCGACGAAUCUAAGCCAGAGAAUAUCGGGGCUUCGUCGCCCAUUUCGCAACCUUUGGAUCUCAGAUCUCAAUCUGAGACAUCUCUUACUGCAGAAAAGGUUAUCAAUACAAAGCUCUCGAACUCAUUGAAUUCAGGAGUUUUUACAGUCAUAGUAAUGGGGGGCUACCGCCAGAUUAACGAAGAUGAAUAUGAAACCCUUAAUGACCUUUGGAAGCUGGAAGUCACGGUAACGGCUCGCGGGAAAAGGAAUUAUUUCAAAUUUGCAGACACGGCGCUUGCAACGCCAUUCGCAAGGGUCCUUAAUGAACAUGAGGGAGGCACUUGGCCUGGCGCAAGAGCGUUUCAAGCCUGUGAAGUCUAUGAUACAGAAUUGUUAAAAACGUAUUCCUCAAAGCCAAAGCUCCUGGAAAACCUACGGGCAAAUUUUUGUAUCGAGCCUGAAACUUUGUCUCCAGGCGUAAUGAGUCCCGGUGAAAAGGCUCCAUCCCUCACACGCCGGUCAGAGUUGUAUGAAAACCAUCAUAUUCAUGCAUAUGGGGAUUCUACGUGUAGUGGUGCAUGGAAUCACAAGAGUAACGCAAAUACACAAUUUACUGGCAAGACCCUUCUUGUUCAUGGAGGGUCAGACAAAGAACAUGUUUAUGGUGACAUGUGGUGGUUUGACCUCGAUAACGAAGAAUGGACUCUUGUCCCAACUUAUGUGAAACGCACAGACUCAAAAUGUCAUUCGAAUGAAGUUCAAUUGCCUCUUGUAGGGCACACACUGGUCCGUAUAGCUUCAAAUGCAGUAUUGACUGGCGGUCUAAGCCAGGAAGACGUCGACAAGUUAUGGUCCAGAAACAAAACUCAGAGCGAUCCAAACCCCGCUUUGCCACCUUCAUUAACAGGUGCCUUGCAUCUGUUAGACCUCAGUUCUCUCGUAUUGAAACCGUUUUUACUUGGGACAGAUCCCAAUGAGAUACAAAGGGCUAGAAAUAUAGGAUGGCCCGAAGUUCUUCGCUUCAUAUGUGCCCCUGGCAUGCAUAAAAACGGUUUCGUUUAUUUAGUGGGUGGAAUGAUGUUUAAUAUAAGCAAGGUCGAAGAGUUAUACCUGCGAGGGACAAUGACGGUCUUUAUUUUGCCUAUCAUAACGACACCGAAAGUUGUCACUAUUUGA